AUGAAUAGCAUACGUCAGAUACAAGAACUAAACAAACGGGAAUUAGAAAAUGGAGUCUCCCCAGAAGCCUCAUGGCAUGCAGACUACCGCGACACAGCCUACAUCUACAUCGGCGGUCUCCCAUUCGAACUUUCCGAAGGCGACAUAAUAACCAUAUUCUCCCAAUUCGGCGAGCCCGUAUACAUAAACCUGAUCCGCGACAAGGAGACGGGGAAAUCCAAGGGUUUCGCAUUCUUGAAAUAUGAGGAUCAACGGAGCACGGAUUUAGCGGUGGAUAAUCUAGGAGGUAGUGUGAUUAUGGGGAGGACGUUGAAGGUGGAUCAUACGAGGUAUAAGAAGAAGGAUGAUGCGCCGGAUGAGGGCAUUGAUUUGACUGCGAUUGAAAAUGAAGAGGGAGGUGGGGAGGGGCCUAGGAAGAGGAGGAAGACGGACGAGAGUGAGAGCGAAGGUGAGAGACCGAUGAUUAAAGAGGAGAGGGAGUUGGCGAAAUUGAUACAGGAACAUGAUGAUGACGAUCCUAUGAAGGCGUUCUUGAUUGAGGAUAAGAAGGAGGAGAUUAAGCUGGCGUUGGCGAGGGUUAAGGGUGAGAAGAGUGGAAAUUAUUCGGAAUCCAGGAGUAAACAUCGCCAUCAUCAUAAGUCGAGAAGGGAGAAGGAUGAUAGGAGGGAUGGUGAUGAGGGAAGGUCGAGACAUAGGAGAGAUGGUCAUAAGAGCAGUCGAAGAUCACGCUCACGAGAUAACUCACCUCCUCGAAACAAAGAACGUCGUGAGAGGUCUUCACGAGAUCAGCAUAUCAAGCGAGAUGACUCAAUGCCACGGAGGAGGAAAAGUCCAAGUCCAGGUGAUGAGCGCGACUAUGAUCGACGUAGAAGUCAUAAUGACCGCAGAAGGAGAAGUCAAAGCCGGACAUAG
This is a messenger RNA of Glarea lozoyensis ATCC 20868, 912 nucleotides long. Its product is annotated as RNA-binding, RBD. The record is from RefSeq and is a predicted model, not a curated record. The coding region runs from base 1 to 912 and encodes 303 amino acids. The transcript is spliced from 2 exons. Gene Ontology annotation, molecular function: RNA binding. Lineage: Eukaryota; Fungi; Ascomycota; Leotiomycetes; Helotiales; Helotiaceae. Gene Ontology annotation, cellular component: precatalytic spliceosome; U2 snRNP; catalytic step 2 spliceosome. Gene Ontology annotation, biological process: mRNA splicing, via spliceosome.